This is a messenger RNA of Phacochoerus africanus (Common warthog), 930 nucleotides long. Its product is annotated as taste receptor type 2 member 7-like. Gene Ontology annotation, biological process: detection of chemical stimulus involved in sensory perception of bitter taste; sensory perception of taste; G protein-coupled receptor signaling pathway. Gene Ontology annotation, molecular function: G protein-coupled receptor activity; bitter taste receptor activity. Lineage: Eukaryota; Metazoa; Chordata; Mammalia; Artiodactyla; Suidae. The record is from RefSeq and is a predicted model, not a curated record. Gene Ontology annotation, cellular component: membrane.
AUGGCAAGCACAUUGGAGAAUAUACUUAUGAUUAUUUAUGCUGUAAUAUUCCUAGUGGGGAUUUUGGGAAAUGGAUUCAUUUUACUGGUUAAUUGUAUUGAUUGGAUCAAGAACAGGAGGUUCUCCCUGAUGGACUGUAUUCUCACCUGCUUGGCUAUUUCCAGAAUAUUUAUGCUGUGCAUAAUAAUUUUGAGUAUAGGCUUACAUGUAAUCUCUGUGACAAUAUGGUGCAAUAAUGAUCUACUGAUAAGUUUGGAAAACCUCUGGAUAGGAUCCAAUUAUUUCUGCACAGUCUGCACCACCUGCCUCAGUGUCUUCUAUUUCCUCAGAACAGCCAACUUUUCUAAUUUCCUUUUCCUCUGGAAAUGGAGAAUUCACAAAGUGCUUCUCAUUAGUGUUCUGGGGGCAGCCCUCUCCUUUGGCUUGAGCCUUCUUUUUAAGGAUAUGGUAGUAAAGAUCCUGCUCAAAAAUCAAAUAGACUCUGAGAGCAAUGUGACAUUGUACUUUUCAGAAAGAAAACAUAUAUUAACUUCACAUUUUUUCCUUGGCACAAUGUUCAUCAUCCCCUUUGUAGUGUCCCUGACCUCCUUUGUCCUUUUAAUCCUCUCCUUAUGGAGUCACCUCAGGCACAUGAAGAGCACCGUGUCCAGGGAUACUAGCACAGAGGCCCAUGUGAGAGCCAUGAAGUCUAUGAUCUCAUUCCUUCUCCUCUUCAUUCUGUACUAUGCAAGCAAUAUUUUGUUAAUGUGGGGCUAUGGCAUGCAAGACAAUUUUGUGGUAAAAAUCUUUUCAAAUGUGCUAUUAUUUUUCUAUCCAUCUGGCCAUCCAUUUCUUAUGAUUUUAUGGAACAGCAAAUUGAAACAGGCUUCUCUCCGUAUCUUGAGGAAACUGAACUGUUCCAUGAAUCCAAGAAAACCUACACUUCCGUAA